Amoebophrya sp. A25 is the source of this 1356-nucleotide messenger RNA. Lineage: Eukaryota; Dinophyceae; Syndiniales; Amoebophryaceae. The record is from the annotation of a GenBank genome assembly.
UUUAGCUUGACCGCGAUUGACACUCGUCUUGAUGUGAUGCAUAAGCAUAACUGAUACAUAAUUCUAGUUCAUUGUUCAUAUCCAAGAUAGGAGCACGAGAACAAACAUGCCGAUGCCACGGAGAGGCUCGCUGUGCUCCAAGUUCUUGCGUGCGUGGGUCGUUUGGGAUGCAAGCAUUUCCGUUGUCGCAGUGCAUGGAGCUUCGUCAUCAUCGUCCAGCUCUCCGAAAGCGCUCGCCGGUGUAAGUCCUCACGACGGAGGAGGCACUACAAAAUUCCCAGAACUAGAGCGGUUUCAAAACGGCCUGAUCGAUUUCGUUAAAGUCUGUGUCAAAACAAAUCUCUUGUCGGUAGAGGAGGAGCCUAGCUUCCUAUCUCCUUCGUCUGUGGCGAAUGCAGCAAAGAAAUUUUUCAGGAAAAGGAGGAAGACCACAGCGAAGUCAACGUCCCUAUUGUCUACGCUCUUUUUUCCCAGCGACAGGGACCAGGAGCAGCAAGAUUCACGUACAUGUAGGAUACCAAGAGCGACGAGGACGAGCCCGACCUCGAGCAAGGGGAGCCUGAAUCUGCAUUCGCUAGUAGAGGGACCGGGAGGUGCUGUCCCGUCUGCUUUGCUGACGUGGUCGCGUCGGUGAAAAGACGCUCUACUACAUGUGGAGAGAUGAAAGAUACAACAGGGUCGUUAGCGGUGAGGUUGACAGAUAAAGUACGGAAUAUCCUCAAAGAGCGACUUUGUCUCGCAUUCUCAUCAUGGAAAGGGACGACCUGCUGUCGGAGGAAACGAGGACCUCCUCAGGCUUCAUCCAGCUCUACAAACGAGGAGUGCGGCGAAAUAGCUUCAGCAGUGAGUCCGGAAGACAUGCUACAGCUGUUUCCGUGCUGUCAUGAAAUGUGUAAGCACUGCGUCCAGCACUUCAUAGGCGAAACUGUGCGACAGCAGCAGCCAGGCUUGUGGCGGCAGUGCCCAGUGUGUCGAGAGCAGCCUUGCGAAUUUCUUCCGAAGGGCGACGUGAAGUACAAUCGUGGCCCUGUGUAUUUCACCUUGUUCUCAUUGCUUGGAACCAAGUCGGCACACUUCAAGGCGCUGGGGCAGGUGCCAGACACAACAGAUGCAUCCAACGGGUGUGAGCGAACACCAUUAAGAUUGCAAAGGCUGUGGGAAAUUCGCGAAGAAAAUGACGAAGAUCACCCGACAGCACGCACCUGUUGGCUUAUCAAACGGUUGAUCGAUUGGCGCAGUUAUUAUGCGCGCAGUAGGCUUGCAAACGUCAGCUUUUUGGAUUUCAGUUGUUACUCUCUUUGUCGCACUUUUUCCUGUAGCAGACUUUUUCUCCCCGGCGAAUUGGUUCUUGUAUGA